Chanos chanos (milkfish) is the source of this 2807-nucleotide messenger RNA. RefSeq names its product TBC1 domain family, member 20 (gene tbc1d20). Gene Ontology annotation, biological process: positive regulation of GTPase activity; endoplasmic reticulum to Golgi vesicle-mediated transport. The record is from RefSeq and is a predicted model, not a curated record. Bases 338 to 1552 code for a protein of 404 amino acids. Gene Ontology annotation, molecular function: GTPase activator activity. Gene Ontology annotation, cellular component: endoplasmic reticulum membrane. Lineage: Eukaryota; Metazoa; Chordata; Actinopteri; Gonorynchiformes; Chanidae. The transcript has 8 exons.
GCAGACGUAGGCUAGCAAUCAUGUAGCGAAAAAAAACUGCAUACGUGGUUUAAUGCAUGGGUUGCUCUAUCAAGUGUUCGUUAGAAUUCAAGCGAUGAAGCUGGGUAGGCUUUAGAGUAUUUUUUCUCAGGUUGAGUGAAGUAGGGAGUCGAAAACUUGUCAUCAGUCCUCCCUGUGAUGUGGCCUAUUUGAUGUUGUUGUGUCGUUAGCCUUUUAGCUAGGUUGCCAGCUGUUGUUAGAGAAAUAUGAUGGCCAAUAUUAUACGAAGGACGUAACGUGAUGUUUUGCGAUAUCGCUCAAUUAAAUUAGCCAAGCAGCCUGCAAUGACGACAGCAGUAUGAAUCUGAAAAAGUCUCGAAGUGCCGGUGCCUCAUCCCCUCUGAAUGGAAUUGGGAAACAAGGUGGGUACUACGCUGACUCCAAGAGGAAGAGAAAGAUCGCUGAGAUCAACCAAGCAUUAAAUGCUGUUCCCGUGGACGUUGCCGCCCUGAGGAGGAUGGCCAUCAGUGAAGGGGGACUGCUCACUGAUGAGAUCCGCUGUAAAGUUUGGCCCAGGCUCCUAAACGUGCCCGUAGAAAGCAUACCAGAAAAACUAGAGGAGGUGCAGAGAGAAAAUAACAAAGACUAUAACCAGGUGCUACUGGAUGUACAAAGAUCUCUCAGACGGUUUCCACCAGGGAUGCCAGACGAGCAGAGGGAGGGCCUUCAGGAGGAGUUAAUUGACAUAAUUCUGCGGGUGCUCCACAAAAAUCCCCAGCUGCACUAUUACCAAGGUUACCAUGAUAUCGUCGUCACCUUUUUACUGGUCCUUGGGGAGCGCCUUGCCACUGCCCUGGUGGAGAAACUCUCCACGCACCAUCUCAGGGAUUUUAUGGACCCCACAAUGGAUAACACAAAACACAUAUUAAACUACCUGAUGCCAAUUAUAGAGAGAGUGAACCCUGAGGUUCACGAUUUCAUGCAACAGGCAGAAGUGGGCACCAUCUUUGCCCUGAGUUGGCUUAUUACCUGGUUUGGUCAUGUCUUAUCAGAUUUCCGCCAUGUUGUGCGGUUGUAUGAUUUCUUCCUAGCUUGCCAUCCUUUGAUGCCAAUAUAUUUUGCUGCUGUGAUUGUGCUGUACAGAGAGGAUGAGGUGCUGGAAUGUGAGUGUGACAUGGCCUCAAUGCACCACUUACUGUCUCAGAUACCUCAGGACCUGCCCUACGAGAUGCUCAUCAGCCGUGCCGGAGACCUUUUCGUCCAGUUUCCGCCCUCCGAGCUGGCCAGGGAGGCCACUCAGCAGCGCAGUCAACAGACAGCAGCAUCCACUUUUAAAGACUUUGAGUUGGCCUCGGCCCAGCAGCGGCCAGACACAGUGCUGAGGAGGAGAAAGAGGGAGCAAGCUCCUCUGGAGGCCCAGCCAGGGACCAUGGCGGUGGUUCAGCCCACUGCGCGACGCUUUGUAAGGCUGGCCGUCAUGGGCCUGACGGUAGCCCUGGGCGCGGCGGCCCUGGCCGUGGUCAACUCGGCAUUGGAGUGGGCCCCCAAACUUGACCUGCAGUUCUUCCCCUGAUGCUCACAUGAGAGAGGAUGAAAUCGUCUGUGAAGAAACAGCGCUGUCAUUGUGAGGACUCUUCCCAUGUCGCUUGAUCAGAGCCUCAAACACUUCUGUGUUUGUCUUAUAUUUAUUUAUAUUUGUAAAUAAAAAUCAACGAAACAAAUUAAUGUAAAACUCAGAGAGAUUAAGCAGUUUAUAUACUGGAGGCAGUGACACUUUGAUUAGAAAUGUCUGGAAAGAGUCAAUUACAGUUGAGAGGAAGGGAUAUGGAAAAAGUGAGAGAGAGAGAUAAAUGUGUUAGUUCCAGGAGAGAGCUAAAAGGCACCCAGAUCUUUAUUACUGGGAUGUAUUGGUUAGCGGUUUGAGAUCAGGCCUUCCUUUUACAUGAAUAUGUAGCCUUGUUCAUCGAAGUCCCUCAAACUCUACCCUUAGGACAGAAAAUGCCCCAACCUCCUACUAUUAUUGUGAGACCAAAAUGUUUGUUAAAGGAUCCCGUCUGUGUACAGUUCACGCUAAAUUUGGUUUUAUUCAUAAGUUAUACUUUCAGAUGGAUAGUACUCUGUGUCCCUUUUUAUAUGUAGGCUUCAAAUAAUCAAGCAGAUGUCAAACAAAAUUAAGGAAUAGCCUUUUUUUUCCGUCUGGAUUUUUGGACAAGAUAUCUGUUAUUCAAGCAUCCAGUACGAUGCUAGAUUUGCGUUAGAAUAAAACCGAGAGUGAAUUAUGGUAAAAGCUUUUUUUUUUUUUUUUUUUAAGUAUUGCACAAGUCGAUCCACUUCAGUCUUCGUGGACAUUAGUCCUACAUUGCACAACAAUAUGCUCUUGAUAUGCUUUUUUUCCAAUCUGUAUCUAUCCUCCACCACAGGAUUCAGUGCACUGAAAAAAAGGUAAUCAGAAAGUAGAAACACAUUUAUACUGAUGGAGCUUACAAGGUUAUUUUUUAACUUUCUGAAACUUAAACAGUAUUUUGUUGAACACAUCCACUUAGCACAUCUUCAGUCACAGUGAUUGCUCAUGGAAUAUCAUGCAAUUAAUAAAUAUAUUUUGAAGUACUAUUGGCAACAUGUUGAUUCAAUUGCACUAGAACAUGCUUCAUGUUUGCUCAAUGCACUUUGUAACUUUUUUUUCCUGAUAUUGCCUUUAAUAUUCAUUUGACAGUUUUCUGUUAUCUGUGGAUUAUGUUCAAAUAUGUAAUUAUUAUGUUGUUAUUUAGGAUCUUCUACAGAAACAAAAGUAAUUAUGUUUAUGUUUGAUACUACUGCAGAUAGUCAGA